Molecule: messenger RNA, 761 nt
Organism: Quercus robur (English oak)
Lineage: Eukaryota; Viridiplantae; Streptophyta; Magnoliopsida; Fagales; Fagaceae
Product: major allergen Pru ar 1-like
Exons: 2
Coding region: 123-605 (160 amino acids)
Biological process (GO): abscisic acid-activated signaling pathway; defense response
Cellular component (GO): nucleus; cytoplasm
Molecular function (GO): signaling receptor activity; abscisic acid binding; protein phosphatase inhibitor activity
Source: RefSeq, a predicted model, not a curated record
UAUAAGUAGCACCUCUAUUCUACACCACCUUUCCCAUUCCAAAAUUCUCAAAUUCCAAUUUCCAAUUAGUAGCUCAAUUCUCUGCUUCUCCAUACCUUUUUGUCUCCAAAUUCUAUUAUAUCAUGGCUGUUCUCACUCUAACUGAUGAGUUCACUAGCCCCGUUGUGCCGAAAAGGGUGUUCAAGGCCUUGAUCCUUGAUGCUGACAACCUCAUGCCCAAGCUUAUGCCUCAGGCCAUUAAAAGUGUGGAAACACUUGAAGGCAAUGGAGGGCCUGGAACUAUCAAGAAGAUUACCUUCGCUGAAGGUUCUCACAUUAAGUACGUGAAGCAUAGGACUGAUGCACUGGAUGAAGAGAAAUUGACAUACAGUUACACUUUGAUAGAGGGUGAUGAUUUGUUGGACAAGAUUGAAUCAAUUUCUUAUGAAAUGAAGUUUGAGCCCACUCCUGGUGGGGGAUGCAAAGGAACAAAUGUGAGCAAGUACCAUCCUAAACCAGGAGUCCAGAUCAAUGAAGAGGAAGUCAAGGCAGGCAAGGAAAAGGCCAUGGCUAUUUACAAGGGUGUGGAAGCCUACCUCUUAGCCAAUCCCAAUGUGUAUGCUUAGAGUUUCCUUUAUGAGACGCCAUUUCUCAUCUAUCAUGCAUGAUGCUACUAAAAUGAAUCCCAAUUUGCCGAUUUUGGCAUAUUAAUAAUAAUAAUAAGAGUUUUUAUGUAUGAUAAAAUUGGCAUAAUAAUACAUCAAUCAGAAUCUUUUCUUUUC